UAUAAAAACAUGCCUCUACGAUUAGAUGUAAAGAAAAGGUUGUUAGCGCGAUCAGACCGUGUGAAGUCAAUUGAUUUACAUCCCACCGAAGCAUGGAUGCUUGUUGCUCUCUACAAUGGCAAUGUUCAUAUAUGGAAUUAUGAAAAUCAGCAACUUGUGAAGUCUUUCGAAGUUUGUGAAUUGCCUGUGCGUUGUGCUAAAUUUAUUCCACGCAAAAACUGGUUAGUUACGGGAUCGGAUGACAUGCAUAUUCGUGUUUUUAAUUAUAACACUUUGGAACGAGUGCAUCAGUUUGAAGCACAUUCAGAUUACUUGCGUUCUAUUGCUGUUCACCCUACGCAAUCUUAUAUUUUAACUUCUAGUGACGAUAUGCUUAUCAAACUUUGGGAUUGGGAUAAUAAGUGGAGUAUGAAGCAGGUUUUUGAAGGCCACACACACUAUGUUAUGCAGUUGGUUAUUAAUCCAAAAGAUAAUAAUACCUUUGCGACGGCAUCACUUGAUAAAACAGUGAAAGUUUGGCAGUUUGGUAGCUGUACUGCAAAUUUCACUUUGGAAGGUCAUGAAAAAGGAGUAAAUUGCGUGGAUUAUUAUCAUGGUGGAGAUCGACCCUAUCUGAUUUCGGGUGCAGAUGAUCGUCUUGUUAAAAUAUGGGAUUAUCAGAACAAGACUUGUGUUGCUACUUUGGAUGGCCAUGCCCAAAAUGUAUCAGCAGUUUGCUUCCAUCCGGAACUACCCGUCAUCAUCACUGGUUCAGAAGAUUCUACAGUCAAAAUGUGGCAUUCUAGCACGUAUAGAUUAGAAACAACUCUCAAUUAUGGUCUUGAACGUAUAUGGUGCAUACACACUUUGAAAGGUUCGAAUACGAUCGCCAUUGGCUGUGACGAAGGUUCAAUAACACUCAAAUUGGGUAGAGAGGAACCAGCUGUUAGUAUGGAUUCUAGUGGCAAGAUUUUGUGGGCAAAACAUUCCGAAAUGCAGCAAGCUAAUCUAAAGACGCUCGAUGCAACCACUUUAGAACAGCUCCAGGAUGGUGAACGUAUUUCUUUAUCUGUCAAAGAUGCCGGUUCAUGUGAAAUUUAUCCUCAAACACUGACUCACAACUCUAAUGGACGUUACGUCGUUGCUUGUGGUGACGGCGAAUACAUUGUUUAUACUUCCACAGCAUUACGAAAUAAGGCGUUCGGUUCGGGUCUUGAAUUCGUAUGGAGUGCAGACCCAUCAGAAUAUGCAGUUCGCGAGUCAACGUCUUGCAUCAAAGUUUUCAAAAAUUUCAAGGAAGUGCGUGCGCUGCAUCCAGAUAUUGUUAUGGAAGGUAUAGAAGGCGGGCCACUCGUUGCUGCUCGAGCUAAUAAUGCCUUGUGUUUUUUUGAUUGGGAAACAGGAGCUUUGAUUCGUCGAAUAGAAAUUUUUGCGAAACAUGUGUACUGGUCGAACAACGCUGAAAUGGUUGCAAUUGCUGGAGAAGAUACAUUUUAUAUAUUGAGAUAUAAUAAAGAAGCUGUGGAAAAUACAACAGCGGAAGAUGUAGAUGGUAUAGAAGACUCUUUUGAAGUCAUCGGUGAAGUUCAAGAUAGUAUCAAAACGGCUUUGUGGAUCGGUGAUUGCUUUAUAUUUACAAAUGACUUAAAUCGAUUGAAUUAUUAUGUGGGUGGGGAAAUUGUUACUAUUGCUCAUCUUGAUCGUCCUCUGUAUUUGUUGGGUUAUAUGCCAAAAGAAAGUAGGCUAUAUUUAUGUGACAAGGACCAUAACUUCGUUUCAUAUCGCUUGUUGUUAUCUGUUCUGGAAUAUCAAACUGCAGUUAUGCGUCGGGAUUUCGACACAGCUAAUAAGGCAGAGGAUUUUAGACUUUUACGGCUUAGAUUGCUGACUUUGUUGAGAUUUGUCCAAAAUCUUUGGUCUUUCGUCUUACCAUUGAUACCUCGGGAUCACCGAACUCGUGUUGCUCACUUUCUUGAAAAACAAGGAUUCAAAAAACAAGCUUUGGUAGUUAGUCAGGAUGCAGAUCAUCGAUUUGAGCUUGCUUUGUCACUAGGGGAUUUGGAACUGGCCUACGACCUUGCAGUAAUAGCUGAUUCAGAAGAAAAAUGGCGACAACUUUCUCAAGCAGCUACGUUGAAAAGUGAACUUAUCUUAGCUGGAAAAUGCCUUGGUCGUGCCCAUGAUUAUGGUGGUUUGUUAUUAUUGGCUACUUCUGCUGGAUCUGCUUCUUUAGUACGUGUUUCUGAACAUAUUUUUUCCGUUAAUGGACUGUCCAAACUAGCUUCUGAUGCACAACUUUCGGCACAGUACAACUCUUCGUUUAUAUCAUAUCUCUUACUCGGUGAUUUAGACAAAUGUCUGGAGAUUUUGAUUUCAACCGAUCGUCUUCCGGAAGCUGCAUUUUUCGCUCAUACAUAUUGUCCUUCUAUGGUUGAUCAUGUUGUAUCUUUGUGGAAAGCGAAGAUUUCUCGUAAAAUACUCAAUGGACAAAAGAAUUUCGGCGAAAGUAUUGCAGAACCCUCGAAGUAUCCAAAUCUUUUCUCUGACUUUAAUGAGUCUCUAAAAGCUGAGCAGUUCCUAAAACAUUUAGCAAAAUUACCUGUAAAAGCAUCAACUCGAGUUCCAUCGAAUACUCAACGUCAUAUUCUUAAAGAAGUAAUGGAGGCAGAAAAGUCAGGGACACUAGUUUUUCGUGAAGAUGGAUCUAUGGAAGCAAUGCAAAGCAUCAAAGCAGAAGAGAGCGUGACAGGAUCAACUUAUCUGUCUGCUGAUUCAUCAUUAAAUUCUCUUGCAACAAUCAUGCCCUCUGUCACUUCGUUAUCGAAAGUUGUAUCGGAAAUCUCUUCCGAGCCUUCUGAAACGCCAUUCACAAAUCUUGAUAGCUCAACAAAUGUAAAUAGUGAUUCUUCAUACUUACCAGCACAAAGCGCUUUCUUAAAAUUAGAACCAAAUGCCGUGCCUAUUUCAUCAGUUCAAGUUCCAUCUUCAAAUAGUCUACAUUCGAAUGCGACUCAAGAUAGCGAUGAAUUUCAGGGAGAUCUUAUAAAUUCAGCUAUAGUAGAUCCAGAUGUUGUACGAGAUCGUGCCAGACCAGAUAUUGUUCCUUCACGAGGAGAGCCAGACAUUGUUGGAAUCGCAAAUCAUUCGCAACCUGAAGUAUACGCGAAAAUAAGAAACCACGAAAGUUUGUUAACAUGGAGUGAUAAUGAUGAAGAUCAAUUUGAUGAUGAUAUUGAAGUGAAUAUUGAUGAUCUAAAUUUGGAUAAUGAUGAGUAA
Messenger RNA from Thelazia callipaeda (thelaziosis nematode), 3255 nucleotides. NCBI's taxonomy places the organism in Eukaryota, Metazoa, Nematoda, Chromadorea, Rhabditida, Thelaziidae. The record is from the annotation of a GenBank genome assembly.